Messenger RNA from Dimorphilus gyrociliatus, 2134 nucleotides. The record is from the annotation of a GenBank genome assembly. NCBI's taxonomy places the organism in Eukaryota, Metazoa, Annelida, Polychaeta, Dinophilidae.
GAUGAUUACACACGAUAUCUGUAAUGGCCGUCUAGAGGCAGCUGUUGACGAAUUAGCUUUCAAUGCUAGUCGAUUGAGUGAGAAGAUAAAUUCAACGGGUCUUACUGGAUUGUCCUAUCUACCCUCUUUUAAUGGUCUUCCUGACACUCCAUUGAGGGACGCAGACCUACCAGAGAACGCUCGACACUUACGAGACGAGUUUACUGAAAGGGAAUUGGAGAUUGAAAAUUUGAAGAAAAUGAAAAAUCUCUCUUCUGAAGAGGACUUAAGACGAAAAUCUACUUCAAAAAUUCCCAGACCAAACUCUGGGAAGAGGCGCCAGUCUGAUUCAAGCUUAAAGGCUUCACGCGAAAAUUUAGAUGCUGGAAAGAAUGACGACGCCCUUAAUGAAAUCAAAUACAUUAAGGAGACAGCGGAAAAACUAUCUUCAAAAUUUUGCGAAAUGAUUCAUCAAGAUAGUGAAGGAGAAGUUGAUUGCGUUGAUAUAACAUCCAAUAAUGUUGUGGAAUUCAAAUAUUCCAUAGAGGACAUAAUCGAUCGAUUAUCCAUAUUUCUUGGACGAAUUGGAGCCAAUUCUGUACCACUCGAUAUCAAUGAGGAAUCUGAAGUUGUUAAGAGAUUAAAGGCUAGAAUUGAUUCCUUGUAUCUAGAAACAAGACAACAAAAUGAAGAGAUCAAGAAAUUGGAGUCUCUGGCAGACCAAAGGUUAGAUGAGUUAAACGAAUUGAUGGAAGAUCUAUCGAAGAAGGACGAAGAAUUACAAUCAGUAAAAUGUCAUCUCAGCUCGGUAGAAAGACCACGAGAUGGAUCAGAAUCAAGCAGACGCUUUAUAGAAGAUCAUAGCCCUUUUAAAACUCUAAGAGAACCGUCCUUAGGAUCCGAACCAAAUGAAGGAGCAUCUAUACCUCCAGUAGAUUUAGAAACAGCUCAAAAAAUCUUCGAACUCAAUCAAGAUAUUGAGCAGCUGCAAAAAGAAUUGGACACUGCUAAAAAAUCAUCAGAAGAAUCAAAAGAAGAGCUAGAGAAAAACAGAGCUGAAAAUGACAAAUUUAGGGAAGAAAUUGAGAGCCUCCACAAUCAAAUAGAAGAUACAAUGACACAUUCAAAGGACAUUAAGCAAGCUUUGGAAGAGAGAAUAAGCAUACUACAGAAUGAAUUGGAGACAAAGGAUAGUGAGCUAGGAACUUUGGCCAGAGAAGCUAAAAGAUUAAGAGAAGAACUGGAAGAAAACAGAUCUGAGGAAAUCUUACAAGAAUUGGACAGAGUGAAAGCGGAAAGAGAUGAACUUAUUCUAAGAAAAAGCUUAAAUACAACGCCAAAAAUCACUCCACAAAAUACGCCUCAAUCAAGUCCCCUCCGAUUGUCACCACAUUCAACUUCAUCUUCAAGAAUUCGUCCAUCAUCUCCUGGUGAUAGUUUGGGCGUACCUUCUCCCAUGUCAUUCAGCAGCGUCGACUACGUGCCUAAAGGAUAUUUUGGGGCAUUGGCACAAAAAAUGAUAGUCGAACAUGAAAUGGAUAAAAUUCGCAAGGAUUACCGUUCAAAGGAGUUAGCUUCGCGCUAUAGUAUUGAAGAUCCAAGAUGCCCACCAGUUGCAUCGCCAGUCAGAAUUGGCUCAGAUUUACGUACACUCUACGCUCUGGGUAAAUUAGAUGAUUUUGAAUUACUUAAGAAACAAGUUGAAGAAUGUAAGAGUCUUAUAUCUGGUAUUACUAUACGUUUGGAUCAAAGAUUGAAAUGUUAUGGCAGAUUAUCACCUUCAAAUAGUCCGGAUUAUUCUGUUCUAAGAGAAGUUAAUAUGAAUGUUGUCAACGUCCAGCACAUUAUUCAAGAAGUUCAACGAAUCAUUUCACUGUUCUGGGUUACUGAGGCAGGAUCCGCAGACCCUUCUAUUGAAAAGCGGCUACGCUUUAAAAUAGGAGAACUAGAAUGUCGUUUAUCAGCGAGAGAUGAGGAAUAUUUCAAAUUAGUUAAGAAAUUAAGAGAAACGAAUGAGAGGAAAAGACGAUUUCAGGAACAAUUAAUUGCCAAACUCGAUGAAAACAAUGCUAUUCUUGGAAAAGCUCAAGGUAAUCUUGAAAAGCGAGUUUCCAACGGUGAUUACCAAGUACCUCACGAAACGAUUGUUAUAUAG